Molecule: messenger RNA, 2207 nt
Organism: Cephus cinctus (wheat stem sawfly)
Lineage: Eukaryota; Metazoa; Arthropoda; Insecta; Hymenoptera; Cephidae
Gene: thoc5
Product: THO complex subunit 5 homolog
Exons: 10
Coding region: 142-2145 (667 amino acids)
Biological process (GO): mRNA export from nucleus; positive regulation of DNA-templated transcription, elongation
Cellular component (GO): THO complex part of transcription export complex
Molecular function (GO): mRNA binding
Source: RefSeq, a predicted model, not a curated record
UAUCCCUACUCUAAAUUCACCUUUUCCCUCUCUCGUGAGGAAGCGCGCUUCGCGAACUACGGGUGAACGUAACCUAUAAAUUGUGUUCUGAAAUUAUUUAAGAUUUUCGAAAACGUUUACUCAACUUCUUAGUGGGAAAUAAUGGGUAAGGAAAAUGAAUCAGACAGUUCAAAGAAAAGAAGAAAAUCUAUAGGGAGUACUACGGCUAAUACUGUGAAAGAUGGUGAUAUAUACAAGGCUAUUAUAAAUUAUGAGGAGAAAGAAGCUCACGAACGAUCUUCUGAGAAGGAUUCAGAGAGUUUCUUGUUAACAUGUGAAAACAUACGCAAGGCUAUGAAAAAUAUAGCAAAAUUGAAAGGCUGUGGAGACGAUUGUGCAAAAACCGACGUACAUGAGCUUCAGGUUACUACUGCUUUAGCAUUUAUCGAAUUGAAAAAGCUUAAUCGAAUGGAGAAAUUUAGAACUAAAUUUGCAAGAGAUUCUCUUAUAUCAGCAAAAAGUAGUGUCGAUAGUAGACAUCUUCAUUUGCAAAAUUUAUUAUAUGAAGUUAUGCAUCUAAAAAAAGAAGUUGUAAAAUGUCUCCAAUUCAAAUCUAAAGACGAAUCUAUAGAAUUAGUACCUGAGGAAGAAUUCUAUAAGGAAGCACCAGAAAAUGUUUCAAGACCUGAUAUUACCAAAAAUGAUCCACAUCAAUUAAGACUUGCACGUUUAGAAUGGGAAUUGACUCAACGAAAACAACUUGCAGCUUUAUGCGAUGAACUCACAGAAAGUAAAAAAAGUGCAGCAUCGGGUAUAGAAUCUAAACAGACAAGACUUGAUAAUCUGGCUCCACAACUACGUUUGAUCCUAGAAGCUAGCAAGCCUUUACAGGAUAGCCUUGGUCUUCCGUUGGACAAAGUUAGGCAGGAGCAUAAAAAAGCAGCAUUGCUGGCGUCACCUUUAUAUGUUCUCUAUGCCAAAGCUACUGCCUAUAGAGACGCUUAUGAUUCGUCUCUUGUGGUGAGUGUGGAGGGUGAUGAUGAUGACGCGAAACGAUCAAACGAUCAAGAGGGCACGCAAGAAUCUGAUUCAGAUGCAGAAACGCAGUCAGAAAAUAUCGUGGAAGAAAUUCCGGUGCAUAAAAAGAGACACCACAGACUGUCAAAAGAAGCCAGACAGGAAGAAAAACGAUCGAGACUUCUACAUAGACAUCCACUUAGCGUUAAGAUUAUUAUUGUACUCAAGAUGGAUACAAAAUUGACGUUACAAUUUUAUUAUAUGACUUUCUUGAAAGUUAUCACGGUGGAAUCAAAACUUGAUGCAGACAAUGUCGGUGGAAUAAGUGCAGGGGACAUGCUUGUAUCCGACUCUAUCUUACGCGAAUUGUAUCCAAAAGAUUUUGGAUUGGAGAGCCCCAAUCCUGCGAAUCAUUACCAAUUACUAAGACAUAAUUUGGGCCCAUUCUCUACACUGGAAGUAGGAAUUCCCUAUAAAUGGGCCCAACGAAUGGCGGGUUUACACUUUAUAUCUACUGACCCUCAAGAACAAAAGGUUACAAAUCAAGUACUCGCACAGGACAGCGUAGAAUGUGUCUUGAAAGAGAUAAAGAGACGCGUAAGAGCGCGUUUAGAAUUGUGCGCGGAAAUUCGUCAAUUAGAAUCCGGAAAUUUGUCAAUAUUCACCAACAACGUCGACCCCAUGCCGCAGAAGGUGUCUACAAGUCUGUAUAGGUUUUCCACAAUAACAUGGAAGAGUUAUUCCAGUUAUCCGGACAUGCCACCAUUUUGUCAACAGGGUCUAGUGUCACCAGUUGAUAUAUUCUACGAAGCUGUCCUACGUCGAGGAAGUAGUGAACUUGUAUCUCGCAUCGCUAUUAAACCAGAUUAUCCAAGGGUGAUGCCAGUUUUUGGUAUCAAGAUUAAUCAAACCGUACCAAUAUCUCCAGACAUUCUACGCGAUAUCGAAAGGGAAGUAAAUGUUAUGUGGGAAAAACCGCCAACCCUCUCUGCUCAAUUGCAACGUUUACGAGCAUGUUUUGACAUUUAUUUAGAGACUGAGUGUAUGGCACCUCGUGAGAAGAUCUUCUUCCAUACAGUAAGAGGAAGAACACGGGCACGGCCAUAUAAAUAUUUAUCACUGGGAGGUGGAAUAUUCACGCACCGUUAAUUACGAAAAAUUAUAUGUAUUUACUUGAGAAAUAUAAUAAACUUUUUUCUAUGAAGACAAAA